CGCGCUCUUCGCAGCUUCCUUUGACCUUUGACCCGCCGGCCGCCGUUGAGCUGGGGCCGAGAGGACGGGGGGCCGAGAGGACGGGAAGCCGAGCCCCGUGCCCCCGAAGCAGAGUGGCCGCCAUGGCCAAGUACCUGGCCCAGAUCAUUGUGAUGGGUGUACAGGUGGUGGGCAGGGCCUUUGCCCGGGCCCUGCAGCAGGAGUUUGCAGCCAGCCGGGCAGCAGCUGACGCUCGGGGACGCGCGGGACACCAGUCUGCAGCCGCCUCCAACCUCUCCGGCCUCAGCCUCCAGGAGGCACAGCAGAUUCUCAACGUCUCUAAGCUGAGCCCUGAGGAGAUCCAGAAGAACUACGAACACCUAUUCAAGGUGAACGAUAAAUCCGUGGGUGGCUCCUUCUACCUUCAGUCAAAGGUGGUGCGAGCGAAGGAGCGCCUUGAGGAGGAACUUAGAAUCCAGGCCCAGGAGGACAGAGAGCGAGAGCAGCCGCCCAAAACGUGACCACUUGGCACCUCCCACCGUGCCCUCCCGCCCCUCCACCCACCUCUAAUUUAUAAGUCGGUAAUAAAUGUCUUUUCCG
This is a messenger RNA of Physeter macrocephalus (sperm whale), 579 nucleotides long. RefSeq names its product presequence translocase associated motor 16 (gene PAM16). The transcript has 5 exons. The record is from RefSeq and is a predicted model, not a curated record. Gene Ontology annotation, cellular component: TIM23 mitochondrial import inner membrane translocase complex. Lineage: Eukaryota; Metazoa; Chordata; Mammalia; Artiodactyla; Physeteridae. The coding region runs from base 123 to 500 and encodes 125 amino acids. Gene Ontology annotation, biological process: protein import into mitochondrial matrix.